This is a messenger RNA of Puccinia graminis f. sp. tritici CRL 75-36-700-3, 1017 nucleotides long. RefSeq lists its product as uncharacterized. The transcript is spliced from 5 exons. NCBI's taxonomy places the organism in Eukaryota, Fungi, Basidiomycota, Pucciniomycetes, Pucciniales, Pucciniaceae. Bases 139 to 786 code for a protein of 215 amino acids. The record is from RefSeq and is a predicted model, not a curated record.
AGGAAAUGGAGGCCAUGGAUUCUGUCCUGGUGAAUAGGCUUGCAAUCCAUGAGAAUAUAAACUGGCUUGGGUGGAGCGCCUGCCUUAUUCUCCACGGUCAUUAAUCUCUACUUUCCAUAAACCUCGAAAUAUCCAACGAUGCACUUCUUACCAGCCUUCGUCAGCGCAUUGUCAUGCCUCUCUUUCGCUACGCAAGUUUUCUCAAGCCCACACAAGGCCAACCCCGCCUCGCUUUCCAAAACUCUCAUCAUGAAGCAAACGAUGGACUAUACUAAAGGCGCUCUGCCCAUCUACGGCCCAGACGGCACCAUUGUUUACAGUUUUAUGAGGAAUAUACAUGACCCUGUCACAGGCUACACUACCGUAGUCCUCAUGAACCCAACCUCGAACCCAUUGUUCGUACUGAGAUCGUCAAACAAUCUCUGCGCUCACAAGACAACCUACACCGGUUCGGACGUGUCCGGAUCCCGAAAACAGCAAUUUAACAUCGACCCUAACGGUCUGCUGAAAGACCAGUGGUCAUUCAACUAUGUUGAUAGCACGGGCACCCAACAAAACUAUAAGUUUGACCGAAACUACGCCAGCAAAGAGGGUGAAAUUUACCACGAAAACGGCGACCUGGUAGCCGAGCUCAGAAAUCAAAAGCGAACGGAUUCCUGGAUCACCACCCCUUCAGUACAUGAAGUCGACACUUAUACCCUCUCAUAUGCUCAAGAUUCCCCAGCGGUCGAGUUGGCUCUAUUGAUGGGCUUGGUUAUGAGCCGCGUCCACGAUUGUGGAAUUUGAUGCGCAUCCUCCUUUCCGCCUAAUCGCCUUUGAAUGUUGUCCAUAUCUACCCCGUCUCUUUUGCUCUAGCCCUGGAUAACUUUCCACAUCUUCUGCUAUCGGAUUUGUAUCAUGUUUUUCUCUUAUUUCUUGCGUUUGUAACUUGAUUUGUGUGUUGGUCAUGGAGGACAAAUAGCCUCAAACUCGAAGCAUAAAAAGCCUGCAACAAAGAAGUUGAGGUUUCCGAUCGAA